This is a messenger RNA of Aureobasidium uvarum, 930 nucleotides long. NCBI's taxonomy places the organism in Eukaryota, Fungi, Ascomycota, Dothideomycetes, Dothideales, Saccotheciaceae. The record is from the annotation of a GenBank genome assembly.
AUGCCUCUUUCAUCAAGCCAUUGGGAUACCGAACAUUCUCUCAUCGCCCUGAUCGACCAGACAACCCAAGACCCUACUAGAAAGCACCAACGUGUUCAAGCAAUCAAACAAAUACUUGCAUACCAACACCAGUUCCAGAUACAAAACAUGUCUCCACCACAUCAACCUUUCCUUCCAUCUCUCAUCACCCCAACACAAGUCGACAUGCUUCAUAGGGAUAACCCUUACGCUGGCAGUGGCCAGAGCAGAGCAUCUUCGGCUCAUUCUACUCGUGCUACUGUUGGUCAACACACUACGACUUACUCCAACAUGUCAUCAGUCCCCACCGCCAGCUGCAAUGCCGGCGCUGAACAAAACCGACUUCCUUCCUAUGUUUCUGAUCCCAGUACCAGCGAAUUGGUCUCGCCAAUCUUUCCUUCCAACGCCAAUAUCAGCCAGACCAUGCCACCUCCACGCCCUGAUCUCGAACACAUGAUUGUAUCUGUCAACCGCCAGAAGCGUGCGAGCGAUGACAUGCAGUGGACCACUCAGUUCCCCCUGGAGAACCUUAGAAACUCGACCAUGUCCAACGAUGCCUUCUCCAUCAGUCAACUCUCGUACAGUCGUCUAGUUGGCGAGAUCUCGGACAAUCUUCGCAGCCAAGUCGAGGAAGAAGGUCUGUCUAUCGUCUGGGUCAUGUCAGCUAUCGAGCAAUUGGGUGUUGUUCGCGACAAUGGCUCCCUCAGAGCAGCCGUGCUGGACCACCAGAACACUGAAAAGCACACAAUUCAGCUGUACGUGGUCAGAGAGAAGUUCAUCAACUCCAAAACCUUCAUUCUGCCAAAGGUUGCGUCCCCCUCCACCAACAUUCUCAGCCCGGAGGUGAAUCAGCAAGACAAUACUCCCAGGCAGACCUCUGCUGCUACUUUUGGCAGAGCAUCCAGUUCAUAA